Apus apus (common swift) is the source of this 10761-nucleotide messenger RNA. It is a transcript of the gene FER, whose product is annotated as FER tyrosine kinase. The transcript is spliced from 20 exons. NCBI's taxonomy places the organism in Eukaryota, Metazoa, Chordata, Aves, Apodiformes, Apodidae. Gene Ontology annotation, biological process: cell adhesion; Fc-epsilon receptor signaling pathway; regulation of mast cell degranulation. The record is from RefSeq and is a predicted model, not a curated record. Bases 190 to 2658 code for a protein of 822 amino acids. Gene Ontology annotation, molecular function: ATP binding; non-membrane spanning protein tyrosine kinase activity.
GCCCGCGGCGGCGGAGGGCUCAGCUGCUCAGAGCUCCCAGAAAAUAAACGUAUAUUUCAGAAAGUGAAAAUAAGAAGAAGUAGCAGCUGACAUAGUAAAGUGUACUAAUGAUUGUUUCUUGGGGAAAAUUUUUUAAGAUGUGGUGAAGAGCCUGCAUUUUCCCCUGAGCGGUAUACAGUGCCUUAAAAGAUGGGGUUUGGAGGUGACCUGAAGUAUUCUCAUGAUGCUUUAUUAAAACUACAAGACUGGGAACUACGACUGCUGGAAACAGUGAAGAAAUUUAUGGUCAUGCGAGUAAAAAGUGAUAAAGAGUAUGCGUCUACUUUACAGAAUCUUUGUAAUCAGGUAGAUAAAGAGAGCACUUGCCAAGUGGAUUAUAUCAGCAAUGUGUCCAAGUCUUGGUUGCUCGUGGUACAACAAACAGAACAGCUGAGCAAAAUAAUGAAGACACAUGCAGAGGAUCUUAAUUCUGGGCCUUUACAUAGGCUUACAAUGAUGAUCAAAGAUAAGCAGCAAGUUAAGAAGAGUUACAUAGGUGUUCAUCAACAAAUUGAAGCAGAAAUGUACAAGGUCACAAAGACAGAACUAGAGAAACUAAAAUGUAGCUAUAGACAACUAAUAAAAGAAGUAAAUUCUGCCAAAGAAAAGUAUAAAGAAGCUGUGGCUAAAGGAAAGGAGACUGAGAAAGCCAAAGACCGGUGUGAUAAAGCCACUAUGAAGCUUCAUAUGUUGCAUAAUCAGUAUGUGUUGGCACUGAAAGGAGCACAGUUACAUCAGCACCAGUAUUACGAUACUACACUUCCUCUGUUACUUGAUUCACUACAGAAGAUGCAAGAAGAAAUGAUUAAAGCCCUAAAAGGAAUCUUGGAUGAGUAUAGCCAGAUCACCAGUCUUGUAACAGAAGAGAUUGUGAAUGUCCAUAAAGAGAUCCAGAGCUCGGUUGAACAGAUAGAUCCUAACUCUGAGUAUGAUGACUUCAUAGAUACUCACAGGUCAUCAGAAAUUGUUGAGCAAGAAAUAGAGUUUGAUACGUCUUUACUGGAAGAAAAUGAAAACCUUCAAGCUAAUGAGAUCAUGUGGAAUAAUUUAACAGCGGAAAGUUUACAAUUCACGUUAAAAACAGUAGUAGAAGAACUGAUUCAGACCCAGCAAACCCUUUUAAGCAAAGAGGAACUUGUAUUGGAACUAGAGAAAAAAAUAGAAGAGUCCUCUAAGACUUGUGAAAAGAAGUCUGAUAUUGUACUCUUGCUGAGCCAAAAGCAAGCACUUGAAGAGCUUAAGCAAACAGUUCAGCAGUUAAGAUGCUCUGAGGCAAAAUUUGCAGCCCAGAAAGAGCUACUGGAACAAAAGGUUCAAGAGAAUGAUGGGAAAGAGCCACCACCUGUAGUGAAUUAUGAAGAAGAUGCCAGAUCAGUCACUUCUAUGGACAAGAAGGACAAAGUCUCAAGAUUUGACACUAUACGUCAUUCCAUAGCUGGAAUUAUAAGGUCUCCAAAAUCCAUGUUAGGCUCAUCAUCGUUCUUUGAUGUAAUAUCAACCACUGAGAAACCGUUGGCUGAGCAAGACUGGUAUCAUGGUGCAAUUCCAAGAAUAGAAGCCCAGGAGCUGUUAAAACAGCAAGGAGACUUCUUGGUGCGAGAGAGCCACGGGAAACCUGGUGAAUAUGUCCUUUCUGUGUUUUCAGAUGGACAACGGAGGCACUUUAUCAUACAAUAUGCUGAUAAUCAGUAUCGUUUUGAAGGAACUGGGUUUCCAGCUAUUCCUCAGCUCAUAGAACAUCAUUACACAACAAAGCAAGUUAUUACAAAGAAAUCAGGUGUUGUUCUGCUGAAUCCUGUUGUUAAGGAUAAGAAAUGGGUUCUCAAUCAUGAAGAUGUCACACUGGGAGAAUUACUGGGCAAAGGUAAUUUUGGUGAGGUGUACAAGGGAACACUAAAGGAUAAAACUCCUGUUGCUGUAAAAACUUGUAAAGAAGAUCUUCCUCAGGAACUGAAAAUCAAAUUUCUGUCAGAAGCCAGAAUACUCAAACAAUAUGAUCAUCCUAAUAUUGUAAAACUUAUAGGAGUGUGCACACAACGGCAACCUAUUUAUAUUGUUAUGGAACUUGUUCCAGGAGGUGAUUUCCUGUCCUUUUUAAGAAAAAAGAAGGAUGAGCUAAAAACCAAACAGCUGGUGAAAUUUUCAUUAGAUGCUGCUUCUGGUAUGGCAUAUCUUGAAUCUAAAAAUUGUAUACAUAGAGACCUGGCUGCAAGAAACUGCUUGGUAGGUGAAAGCAACAUUUUGAAAAUAAGCGAUUUUGGAAUGUCCCGGCAAGAGGAUGAUGGUGUGUACUCAUCGUCAGGCCUAAAGCAGAUUCCUAUCAAGUGGACUGCUCCAGAAGCUCUUAACUAUGGGAGAUACACAUCUGAGAGUGAUGUAUGGAGCUUUGGAAUCCUUUUGUGGGAGACCUUCAGUUUAGGAGUAUGUCCGUACCCGGGAAUGACCAACCAACAAGCACGAGAACAAGUUGAGAAAGGCUACCGAAUGUCAGCUCCACAAAAAUGUCCAGAAGAAAUAUAUAAAAUAAUGCAGAGGUGCUGGGACUACAAACCAGAAAACCGGCCAAAAUUCAGUGAGAUUCAGAAAGAGCUGUCUUCAAUCAAAAAGAAAGUGACAUAGUGAUAAAGAAAUGCCAGGCUCAGUGUGUGGGACUUUAUUUUCCAGUGAAGUAGUUUUUUCCCUCAAACACUAUGCAUUUAUACAACAUUAUUUGCAAUAUUCUUCUAGGAUCGCUUUGAAAUUAACUGGUUUUUAUAUACAUGUGUACCAUCCUGAAUGAUGUCUAUACCUGCACUAAAGACAUAUAUUGCAAAAUGCUAUAUAUCCAGUCACAGUAAUAUUGUCAUUUAGAUUACAUGUGAAUAGAAAAGCACAUACUCUAGAUUUAAGGGACUGUGGCUUUUUUCUAUUUUGCAGGAACUAACUGCUAGAGACAUUUUUCAUGGGUUUUCUACUUUAAGCUGUGUUCUCACUCUGCUGUCACUGUUGUGUAUGUCAACACCACAGCACUCUAAUGUGGUGACUGUCAUACACUUUGGCCUUAAAACUGAAGACAGUUUUGACAAGUAUUUCAACUAGAAAAUGUUAUAUUUAAAAAAUUCUUUCUGCAACUGAUAUUUUAAAGCAAUACUUUGUUUUAAGGGUGAAGGUCAGUUAUAUUCUGGAAGCAAUUGUACUUACUGAACAGUGAAAUCCAGAAUUUUCUUUUGUAUAAAUCUGACUUAUUUGUGCAUUUCUUACCAUACUGUAGUAAAUACUUCUGACUUUUGAUAUGAUGUGCUUAAGCUACACCUUUUCUUCCUACAAAGCCAUCACAAUUCUGUAAUAUGUGUCUUUAAAAAUUACCUAGAUUUAUUUAAGAAAUGAAAAGCCCACUAUCAAGUCAUGACUACACAAUAAGAAAUACUGCAAAUCACCUGCUCUCCAAAGAAUAUGUAAAGUAGUAGGUUAACAGGAAGAGCUUUGCUAAUGAUAGCAGCAGAUAACAAAUGUCAUUGAUCUUAGAAGAGUUAAAAUAUAUUAAUUGCUGUAUUUGCUUCUGAUCCUGGGUUUUUUUCCUUACAUUGGUAAUAAUUCUCAGGAUGCAGCUGGGGCCUACAAAAGUUCAUGCUAAGCAAAAGUACAUUCCAUGCAUAGUGUCCAAAGGAAAAUGCUACUUCUGAAUGGCUUUCUUCAAGAAACCACAAUAAAGUGUGUUUAAAGCCUCCAACAAGCUGAGCAAGGCAAAGUAGAAAUACUAACCUUCUAACUUUUUUAAAUCAUUGCAAUCAGAUUUCAAAAGACUGGGGAUAGGCAGGUUUUAAAUGCCACUAAGAAUAAAAACUUUGUGUAUAUAUAUAUAUAUAUUAAAAAAAAAAAAAAUCCACCUGAAAGAAUAAAAGCUUGCUAGAUAGGGGAGAGAGGAAAGACAUGAGUGUGUUACCCUGGCUCUGGGUCCAUUUUGCAGCUGAGUUAUUUUCUAGGGCCCUACAUGGAAACAGGAACAACUUACACCAUUCUGGUCUGAGUGCCAGAGUUAAAGUGCUUCAAAUUUUUCUAAGAAUUAACUAAGAUUUUUCAGAUCAGGAGAUGUCAGUUGCUGCAAUGCAAGUAAGAAACAGGGACUGUAAGUAACACAGCAUCUAAAAUGUCAACAGGCCCUGUAUUUUAUUGUUACAGUGGGAUUGAGUUGUAUUGAAGUCAGUGGCUACAUUGCAUUUCUUCUUUCUUUUAAGGUGUCUUUUCUAUUGUCCACAACAGUUUUGCUCUCUAAAGUGUUUUUAAGGUAGUACCAAGUGGUAAUGUUUAAGGGCUACGUGUAACCAAAAUGUGUGUAGUCUAGAAAAGUUUGUCUGUUACAUUGGAGUUCGUGUUCAAAUCAAAAAAUAAAUUAUUGUGCUGGAGCACAUAACCUGCAUUUGAAGUGGAACUGUGAGCACACAAGUAUAGUAUUUAUUGCAUUUCUUAAGUGAUCUUUUUCUUGGACCUAAGGAAGCAUAUACAUACCCACAAAGGUAUAGUGCUUGGAAAAGCUGGUGGCAUAAAUUUAAACUUCCUUAUGAGCAUACUGGAUAUAUUUACUUAGUUCAGUACUUCCAAAUAGCCCAAAGUAGCAAUAGGAAACAUUUUUUUAGUUCAUAUGUUUUUAAGUAGUACACAGAGUUUGUGCCUUAAUUUGCUAUUAUGCUAAUGCAAAUGCAAGUAUACUAAGAUUUAAGCAAUGUUCCACAAUCGUUUGAAAAAUUCAAGUUUUAACCAAUGGCAGGUCCUUAUGUAUGCAUCACUAAAGUCUGCAAGUAAGGAUACUGAUUUCUCCUUUGUCAGCAUUCAUAGCUUCUCUGGAGUGUUAACAUUCUUCUUCUAUGAAAGAGAAGAAAUGUUUCUUUGCUAUACAACAUCUUGACAGCAAAGAAAUACUUUUAUUUUUAUAAAAUAAGGUACUGUUUUAUUUGUCUUAAAUUAACCAGUCACCAUCCUGACUCUCACGUAAGGAUAAAAUUUGUACUCAUAUUUUAUACUGAAUAGUUAACAUUUGUGUUUCAUAUCACACUUCUCUUAAAGACUUUUUAAAACAGGGGAUUUCUACAGCAGCAAGAAGAUUUUUUUAGUAUUUUUCCUGAAGUAGGCAUCAAUUCAGUUUUAAAAAUAAUAAGUCUUUGGAAGAAGACCAAAAUGCAUUUAUAGGUGUAGAAUCAAUCUAAACACAGGUACAUGUCUCUUCAGUUAUUUAAACUGUUUUCUUAUAAUUAAUUUGGCAGGUUUUGGAAGAGCUUGUUCAUCAUGUCUCACUUGUAAUUACCAUAGUUAUACAACUUAGGAAGUGGAAUCUAUACCUGUAGAUAAUUUUUUAAGAUUCUGUAAAUUUUUCAAUCGGGUUCACAAACAAAAGUGAUACACAACAAAAUUUAAAAGAAGGAUGUGGUAUUGAAUAACUAAAUCUGCCAUAUCUGCUUUCUGUGGACUUUUGAUGAUGUAGUCUUGCUUUAUUCAUAGGUUAAUCAGAUACUGAUCAUUUGUCUCAUUGUACUCUGUUUAUCCUAGAGAACUUCCAAAAAAUUUAAGACUCCAUCUCUUUUGCAAAUGUAGUGUUUCAGGUAGGUUCUUACACCAGCACUGGCCCAAUCAGGGGAGCCUGACAGAAUCUGAUUUUUUUAUGCUGUUAAAUAGGAGAAACUGAAUACUGUUAAGGAUAAGGUAGAAAUACCUCAGCCUAUUACAUGAGAUAUGAACAGUUUGCCUGGUAUUUUUAUCUUUUUCCAAGGAAUUGCAUUGAUCAUCUUAAGAAGCAUUGUUCUGAGGGCAAAAACGUCACCUUUACUUUGUUUCAAGCACACAUUAACUUCAGAGUUCAGUCAUCAAUGAAAUAAUGAGGAUUCAUAAAAUGUCAAUUUUAUGGCAAGUAGAGUAGUGAAAAUUCUCUUGUCUGAGUACAAACCUUGCUUCAAGAGUGACAUUGCAGAGUCAGCAUCCCAUCAAGAUACUUUCUUUGAAAUGUACAUUUGCAUUAAUUUCUAGUGAAUCUAUGGAAGCAUUUUUUCAUUUAAUAACUAAAGUUGUAUCUAUUUUUUUUUUAACAAAAACCUACCUUUUUGCAGAGUUGCCUAAUAUUUUAAUUGGGAAUUGUUAAUGGAACAUGAAUCACCAGAAGGCUAUCAGUAAGAGCUGCAGUUUGCAAUGUAAGCCUGAUUUUGUGAAUGAGAAACAGAAAACUAGUUAAGGAAUCACAGAAUCCCAGAAUCACCAAGGCUGGAAAAGACCUUUAAGAUCAUCAAGUCCAGCCUAUGCCAUAUCCACCCUUUCCUUGAACACAUCCAGGGAUGGUGCCUCCACCACUUCCCUGGAAAGUCCAUUCCAAUGUCGAAUCACCCUCUCUGUGAGGAAGAAAUAUUACAUAUUCAUAUUUAAGUAUUUUUUCAUCCAUCUUUGGCCACCUGUUACGCUCAAAUUCUACAAUUGCAACUAUUUAAUUAUUCCUUUUGCGCCCAUUGUAAAGAUAACAAAAAAAUAAACACUUCCUGGAGGUUACAGAGUAGCCAGCUCUCAGAACCACUUAAAUAUGUCUCUCCCUCCCAAAAUUUUUCCAGAUGUGCUGCUGCACAGAUAUUAGCAGUAGUGAUUAACCACUAGUGUUUUUGACCAUUACUCUUGCUGUCAUGUCAGUGCUACUGAUGCACUUGAAACAGUGAAAUAUUGGAAGAGAUGAGUUAGUGUGUAAGUAGCGUCAUCAGACAUGAUAUUCAAGAGCAGUAGUUCUGAAAAUGGCUGGUUGUCACCAAUAAUGGUAACUCAUUAUAAAGAUGGAAUAAAAAGAAAUACAGUAAUUGAGAGAAUCCACUUCUAUAACAGUUGUUCUGUUUGCAGGCAAUAGAAAUGUUUCUAAAACCAGUGCACUUGGAUUUAUAAUAUUUUUAUGACUGAGCAUAAAAUAAUUUAUUAAAAGAAGAGUUCACAAUUUAUUUUAUUUUUUUCCCUCAAGCACAAAAGGACAUGUUAUAUUGUUAGAAGCAUUCUUGCUAGGCAAGUCAGAAUAUGUGGAGGGAAGACUACAGAGGGAAGAAUACCUCUACUACCAACCAAGGUACUUAUAUUUUUCUUCUUAGAAUCAUACUUGUGCAGUCAUCCACUUUCAGCAAUACAGGACCUUAAUUAGUAAUUUGGAAGUACAGGGCAAAUUCCAAACAGCCACGAGUUUUUAGGAGUGAUUUGGUAAAUCUGGAACUCCAUUAAAAAUGUUUUCUUAAAAAGCUCCAAGUUGAAACAGAUUAAUCAUUUGUCACAUUCUGAAGUCUUUCAAGUGUCGCCACUGUUUCUUUCCUGAAACUGAUAAUGAACUUGUGAUUUCCAGCUCUUACUUUUCAGCAUUGCUUAUUAGUGUAUUAUGAACAUCCAGCUUUGCUUUCAGACCAAGGAAGGGAAGAGACUCUCUCAUGGAAAAGUUCAGCCAGUUUUGCCUGGGUAGUUUCCACAUUUUCCUUAAAUUCCACAUUCACUUAUCAGAGUUAUUGCAUUCAUUAUAAAAAGCACUACAUAGAAUAGGAGCUGGAAGCUAAAUAUUAUCUUUAAAUGAGCAGCUAAUCCCCUAAAAUUUCACAGCUUUGACUCUACGAGCCAACUUGGUUUAGGCUCUCUGUCAAAUUAGCAAAAGCAAUUUUUGUAUUUCAGCCUACUACUAAUCUAUAAAACAGGAAGGUUCAGAUAUAUAUUUUGUGUUCUCUCCAAGGGAAUGCUACCUCUACCAAUAACCCUAAGUUACCCUUAUGUCCCUGUUAUGUCCCUCUGUCUCUUUCAUAUAAAAUUCUGACUGGCAUGUGUGACCAGGUGUAGAAUUUGGUUGAUUACUAUGAGAUGUUUCAUUUUCAAGACUUUGUACAUUAUAAACUCAUUUAGAACACCAUUUUCUCAGACAUCUAGACAAGACUUAAAUUAGAAUUUUCAGGUGGUUUUGGUUUGUUUUUUGGUUGUUUUGUUUGUUUAUUUGGUUUGGUUUUUAUUGGGGUUUUUUUGUGAGAAGAAUGAUUAAUUAGAGUACUAGCUACAUACAUUGUUAUUUUGUGGCUGUUUCAGAUUGUAGAUACGAGAGAGUAGUUAAUUUAUAGAUCUCAGAUUAUGUAUGCCUUCUCUAAAUCAAAAACUGUUAGCCAUACUUACACAUACUGGAUAAAUAAAGCCCUCAAAUACAGUUGACUGACUUUAUAAAGUGAAAGCAUAGAAGAGCCAUGAACUACAUUCUUUCUUCUCUGUCCUCCUAGGGUGGAAUACUUUGUAAAUAAAGCUUGCAAAAAUUGGCUUUGUGUUUAUAGCUAAAUAUGACUUGUAGAUCAGUAUGGUAGCCUCAGACUCAUGUUGUUACUAGCAAAGAUGUCUUGGGAAAAGUAUUCCUAAAUUGCUACUAUUUGGAACUGUUAUGUAGUUUUAGAACUACAGCAAUCUAUAGAUAAGUACAUAGCUUAAGUUUUGUGAGUACAGUAAGUGAGACAGCACAUGUUGCUCCAUUGAAAUCCUUCAUCAGUUUAAGCUAUUUAUGCUUUUUAAAAAGAAAAAUCAGAUUGAUCAGUGAUUCCUUCUAGAUUACACAUGUUGAAAGUAUGAGCCAGAAGUUCCCACCACUUAAAAAAGAUCCACACUACUGUCUUUAUAUACAGUCAGCUUAGUCUUUCUUAACAUACAAAUUAUUCCAUAAUUGUUAAGUGCAGUAGUAAUACAAAAUCCUUUGAUUUCUGAUGUGUAAACUACUUCACUGUGAUCUUUUGCUUUAAUUAUUAAAGAUUUUUUGCCCUUUUAAAAAGGACUGCACAGUUGUAGCUGAGCUCUGCUGUAGUAGGCUGGCCUAUUUUAUGUCCCAAACAUUUUAUAAUUCUCAUUGGCUCUGUUUACCAGUUAUGGUGCCCGUUCACUUAAUUCACUUAAUUGUUGUACACUUCUUCUUUCCACAUAGUUUUAAUUUUAAUUAUUUUAAUCCAAUUUACUUUUACAAAUUUGACUUUUGCAAACCAUACAACAUGUACUUACACUGGUAAUUAUAACCCCACCACCCCAUGAAGUGCUGAGGCUUAAAUUUCAGAAGAUAAGCGUAAAUCAGUAAAAGUCUACAGGACACUGGUCUUUCACUAGGCAUCUGAGUUGAUACAGCCUACUGCAUUGUAAAUAUCAGUAAAGUACUUGUUUCAGAUAAAACCUCUUGUACAGCUAUAGCAGCAGCAUUCCUUGAUCGAGGUAUCUCUGCAAAAGUAGUAAUUCUAUUUGAUUUGAAGUCAAGAGCAAGGUAAGGUAGAGCUGUACUUUCCUUCCUCUCAAGUUUAUUGGAGAAGUGAACUACUGAAUUCAAGAACCCAUUUUAGAUGCUGUCAGCAGUUCUGAUAUGUAGGGUGUGUGCAGCUGGGAUGCCAUAGAGAAGGUCUUGCAGUCUGCGUAAUCGCUACUUAUGAUACACCUUUGUUUGCUGCAAGCCACUAAUAAAUCCAGAGGAGACUGGAAGUUUGCUCUGUCUCUGAGGAUGGAUAAGUCCCUAAAUCACCUGAAGUUGUAGUAGGGAGAAACAGUGACAUUUUUUUUCUUUACCACAAAAUUCAUAAAUGGGAUACACAGUCAUGGAGUCAAAGAGUGGUUUGUGUUGGAAGGGACCUUUAAAAGUCACCUAGUCCAAUUCCCCUGCAGUAAGGAGGGAGGUAUACAAUUGUCGUGGUUUGAGCCAGGAUGAAACCAAGCAUUUGGGAUCCAUGGCCAGAGAUCCAUUCUUUUACUUCCACCUCCUGCUUGGACAGGUCACAGAUUCAGAGUCUUCAGUAGACAGAACAACUAGAAUAAAGAUCUGUUUCCACCGGUAACUUUAUAAUUACAAGUAAUUGACAACUCAUUUUUUCCACCAAACUUCCCACCUCAUUUUCACUAAAAUGCUAAAAAUAAGUAAUAGGAAAGAACACACAAUAUAGGCUUGUCACACAGAACAAAAAAGGUAGGCAGACUCCUACAAAGAAAUGUUGAGAAUUGAAAGCCGACAACACCUGUAUUGUCCCUUCUGCUUAAACAGAGUGUGUAGUUAUACACAUGUUCAAAUUACUUCCACAGAUGGACUAAGAUUGGCAGGACUGCUUUUCUUUCAGUUGCAUGUGUUACUUUUUCUUUGUAGAAUCGUAGACAUCUGGAAAUGGAGGAAGGGUGUUGGGGAAGGAAGGAAAGUUGGUUCAUUGACCUGCUAGCACAUGCAAGACUUGACACCAGUAACCUUGAGUCAGGCAUAGGUACCAUUUGCAAACCUGUUCAGAUUUCCAUUAAAUUUUGUGCCAAAGUAUGCACCAGCACGUUCAAUAUCAGGUAAAGCACCUUUUAUACUCUUUGUUGUUUAAAAAUAAUAUAUUUAUGAAACAGAUGGAUAAUACAUACCACUGGAAAUGGGUGCUUCUUCCCAAAAGUACGUAUGUAAAAGAGAAGGAAACGUGAUUCUAUCUGGCUGUUAAGCAAUCCUGAAAAUGGUAGCUAUGUAAUAGAGUUGCAAGUUGUCUGAAUUUUAAAUAGAUCUGCAUUUUAACUUUAUUUAUUUGCCAAUUUUUUAUAUACUUUAAAGUUACACGUUUGCAUUUAAUCUAACUUUUUAUUUCCCUAGGCUGUUACAAAACAAAAUUUCAGUAUUCUUGUAAACUGCAGACCAUUUUUGAAUAGUCCGUUGUCUUUUCCUGUGGACCAGUUAGUACUAAUGUGUCAGCAGUUCCUUUUUACUGUACUCUUCCAAUAAAUGUAAAAUAUUUC